Messenger RNA from Talaromyces atroroseus, 588 nucleotides. RefSeq lists its product as hypothetical. NCBI's taxonomy places the organism in Eukaryota, Fungi, Ascomycota, Eurotiomycetes, Eurotiales, Trichocomaceae. The record is from RefSeq and is a predicted model, not a curated record. The transcript has a single exon. Bases 1 to 588 code for a protein of 195 amino acids.
AUGGCUUUGCCCACCCCAACGGCCAUUCCGUCUCGCCAUCCCGAUUGCUGCCUCAGUUUCUCGUCUACCCUGCUCGACAUCCUCACUUCCACUCUGCGUGAAAGCAUCCACUCCGGCCUCGUCCUGUCCGUCGGCAGUGGCACCGGCCUGCUCGAAGCGCUCCUUCACUCCAAAUGGGCGUCAUCACCCAAUUCGCAGAACGAGCAACCCUGGAUUGAGGGGGUAGAAGUCCUUCAAUCCACAUCCUCCGCGUCCUCGUUCGCCACGAGAUAUCUCCCCGAGCAGUGCUGCGAGACGGUCAAGGGAACUUGGGAAGUCUCCUCCCGGGCCGAACACGCCGCCGCGAUUCUGUUCGUAUAUCCGCGCAGCCCAGAGCUAGUCCGACGCUACAUGCAGAAGUUUGCACAUCCCUCGAGCAGGUUACAGGCGGUGAUUUGGCUUGGGCCGAACUGCGACUGGCCAGAAAUCCAGCCAUGCUUGGCCCAUGGUGAAGGCUGGUUGCCCGUUCACGUCUUGCUCGGGGCGGAAGCGGGUUUGGUUGACUUUGAGAUGAUGGCCAUCAUUAGGAGGCCUCAGGAAAUGCCUUGA